This is a messenger RNA of Mesocestoides corti, 882 nucleotides long. The record is from the annotation of a GenBank genome assembly. NCBI's taxonomy places the organism in Eukaryota, Metazoa, Platyhelminthes, Cestoda, Cyclophyllidea, Mesocestoididae.
AUGAAAAAGGAAACUACAUUGAGCUGCUCUUCCGCGAAAGUGUCCAUCGCUCUUGAAGAUUUACUUGCUUCAAGAAGCCCUGUCAACUGUUUCGAGUUCCUUUUUUCGCCACUUGUUGAGAUUAUUAGACACGAAUUGGAAAUAUUAGUGGCUCUGUUAAAAUUGCAGUGUCAGCUAGGCAACUUGGAAUUCCUUAACUCGAUUCUCAGCUUGAACGCAUUGUCUCAUAAAUUAAUCGAGGAUUCUUCCUGUCAAUGUGAAGUGUCUGUUGAGCCUCGCCAGACUCGACUACGCGCCUGGCUUCGAAAAUUUUACUCGACAUUGCUAGCUAAGUUUACCCUUUACUGGUACACAGUUUUGAAUAACGCUGCCACUUCUUCAGUCGAGCUGGAACAGUCACUGUCGAAAGAGAAUCCAGAUAUUGUCUCCAAAAUCCAGGACUUUGUGCACCGCUAUGAGGGCGUCUACGUAGCCCUUUUCUUCGAUGCCUACCUUCAAGACUUUGCCUACUUGGGACACAGUUACGUGCCUCCAGGUGCGGCCGAGAAAUACGUGAAGGGACCGAUCGCCAUCCCUUGCAUCUUCACUAUGCCCCCGGGCAGCGAGCCUAACACCGUCCCUGUGCCCGACCUAACGGUGAUAAUGCGAGCUAUCAAUUCCCUGAUCCCGCUAGACGCCUCUGCCACUUCACGACAAAUUAUGCCUCUUCAGGACUUACACCUGCAAAAGUCGUUCCUUGUGCUCAAAGUCGAGGCGCGCAUGUACAUGGCCAUCGUAUUCCCCAGCAGCCUGGACGCCGAAAACGGACACUUUCGCGAGUUCGCCACAAAGAUUACCAACACCAUCCAGCUUGUUAAUCUUGUUCGAUCCAUACGAAACUGA